GCCCCGCCCCGGCCGCGGAGCCAAUGGGCGCGCGGGCAGCCCGGGGGGCGGGGCGGCCGGGGCGGCGGCGACGCGGAGACGGGCGCGGGCCGAGGGCGCGAGCGACCGGGCGCACCGACGACCAUGGCCUCCAAGUGCCCCAAGUGCGACAAGACCGUGUACUUCGCCGAGAAGGUGAGCUCGCUGGGCAAGGACUGGCACAAGUUCUGCCUGAAGUGCGAGCGCUGCAGCAAGACGCUGACGCCGGGCGGCCACGCCGAGCAUGACGGGAAGCCGUACUGCCACAAGCCCUGCUACGCCACGCUGUUCGGACCCAAAGGCGUGAACAUAGGCGGCGCCGGCUCCUACAUCUACGAGAAGCCGGCGGCGGACGGCCCGCAGGUCACCGGCCCGGUCCCCGUGGAGGUGCCCGCGGCCCGCGCCGAGGAGCGGAAGGCAAGCGGCCCCCCGAAGGGGCCCAGCAAAGCCUCCAGCGUCACCACCUUCACCGGGGAGCCCAACAUGUGUCCCCGCUGCAACAAGCGGGUCUACUUCGCCGAGAAGGUGACGUCGCUGGGCAAGGACUGGCACCGGCCCUGCCUGCGCUGCGAGCGCUGCGGGAAGACGCUCACGCCCGGCGGCCACGCGGAGCACGACGGCCAGCCCUACUGCCACAAGCCCUGCUACGGCAUCCUCUUCGGGCCCAAGGGAGUGAACACUGGAGCUGUGGGCAGCUACAUCUACGACCGGGACCCCGAGGGCAAAGUUCAGCCCUAGGCUCCGCCUGCCCAGGGGGCAGUGCCAGCCGCCCGUCCUGCCUCCGAGGGUCCGGCCCAGCCCAGGCCGGCGUGCUGGGGGGAGGACGCCCAUGGGCUUCUCCAGAGAGACCGCCCGCCACGGCCCUCGGCGUGCCCGCUG
Molecule: messenger RNA, 897 nt
Organism: Pipistrellus kuhlii (Kuhl's pipistrelle)
Lineage: Eukaryota; Metazoa; Chordata; Mammalia; Chiroptera; Vespertilionidae
Gene: CRIP2
Product: cysteine rich protein 2
Exons: 8
Coding region: 124-756 (210 amino acids)
Source: RefSeq, a predicted model, not a curated record